AUAAGAUUUUUGCGAUCAAGAUGUAAUAAAAACAUCCAGGAAACUCCUUGAAUCCAUAAGUAUGGAGACUUUAAAUAAUUUUCAAAGGAAGUCCCUGGCCCCAGUCCCGGUUUGGCAUUUGUCAAACCUCCAAGACGGAAAGUCGCAAACUCUUUCUGAACUCUUGUUAAGCAACCAUGCGUCAUUUGCUGUUCUCCGCGACCCAAGGCUUCUAUUUCAUAAUCACCUACCUCAUGCUCUAGGGUCAUCGUAUCUUCUCGGCGCGGGUACACAAAAGUUGAAGCAGAUAUACAACGCAGAAGCGGAAGAGUUGAAACAAGUCCACGAUGUCUUCAUACAAGGAGGCAUUACGCGUGAUAAUUGGCGAGACUUUCUUGGUCAGAAACAGUAUACUGUCGCUUACACCAAUUUCUUCGAUAUUGAGGUUCAGAACUACGCUGGCGACUGGAAAGCCGUAGUGGACACCUACCUUUUCGCCGGUUCAAAACCAUUGAUCAAUGGGUUCUCCGGUGGUCUCGGACACCCGUUCAUUCAUCUUGCCUAUGCCUACGAGUUCAACAGCAGUGUGGUCGCCACUGAGGCCCUCAGUAUGGGGUGCACCGAGUACGAUGACAUACAUCGUUUCAUCGAUCGCUAUCCCGACGAUAACUCAACAUACCAAACAGCAAGCCUAGAGAAAGUGUUAAAUAUGGUCAGAGACGACCGGCGAUUCGACGAUAUGUUUGAUCAACCUGGAUUCGCCAAUGUCUUCACGACACUGGAACAACGAGAAACGAUCGUCUUGGAACACUGGAAUGGCUGGAUCGUAACUGAUCCUUAUGAACAACUAGAUGAUUGCAUGUUUACCGCGUCGCGUCUAGCGAUCGAAACCUCAAACUCGAAAGGCGAGUUCGAUUUCUAUUUGGCUCACGUGCUGACAGUGGGUCAUGCUCUCCGCAUCCUACUUCCUCUGAUGCCGGUUGUAUGGCACAUUCCGGUUAUGAAGCAGUACGGUCUUUUUACUAUCCUCGUAUAUAUCGCGCAGCUGCGACCGGCAUUUGACGCUCAGAACAUUGAAUCCUGGGAGCUCAAGGCGUCGAACUGGUCCAAAAUCUCCGAAGACGCCGUGAAUAAUGAGCCGUCCGUAGAUAUUCAUUUCCCGAAAGUUGUUCGCGCACUCAAAGUGGCUGAGGAGACUUGGGGCUCAAAGCACCGACACUUCAUGAAAGCGGCCGAGAAGUUUAUCGCAGAAUUCAAAAGCUGGACGGGAUUUGGCUUGGGCGUUGAUGUGAUUCCAUAACGUGGCCUUCAUCUUGCCUUCUGUUUUAUUUUACUUCAAGUGAAAA
Molecule: messenger RNA, 1325 nt
Organism: Truncatella angustata
Lineage: Eukaryota; Fungi; Ascomycota; Sordariomycetes; Amphisphaeriales; Sporocadaceae
Product: MGS207 protein
Exons: 4
Coding region: 62-1279 (405 amino acids)
Molecular function (GO): oxidoreductase activity
Source: RefSeq, a predicted model, not a curated record